Messenger RNA from Laccaria bicolor S238N-H82, 963 nucleotides. RefSeq lists its product as uncharacterized. The record is from RefSeq and is a predicted model, not a curated record. The transcript has 4 exons. The annotation marks the transcript as partial. Lineage: Eukaryota; Fungi; Basidiomycota; Agaricomycetes; Agaricales; Hydnangiaceae. Gene Ontology annotation, cellular component: 90S preribosome.
AUGGCCAAAGACGAACUCAUCGAUUCAAAGGUCUCCUUGAAGCAAUGCCGUCUGGCGGUGGAAGCCCUUCACUCUCACGAGUCGAAAAGGCUAGAAAAGCUUCAGGAAACAGAACUUCUCCCUGGGAAGGAACAAAAUAUCUGGUUGAAUGUCACGGUCAAGAAAAUUCCCUCUGGGCACAAAUUCAAGCCCAUAAAGAUCCCGAUCAUUCAUCCUUUGGUCGAUCCUCGCACAACCCCCGUAUGUUUAAUCACGAAAGAUCCACAACGACAAUAUAAAGACCUUUUGGAAUCGCACGAAAUCAAGUUUAUCUCCCGUGUGGUGGGCGUGGAGAAAUUGAAGGGGAAGUUCAAGCCUUUUGAGGCAAGGAGAGCCCUUCUCAAAGAGAACGGGCUAUUCUUGGCGGACGAACGAGUGAUCCCUUUACUUCCAAAAUUGCUGGGCACGAAAUGGUUCGAGGCAAAGAAACAACCUAUACCCGUUUGUCUGACUCGCAAAGAUCUCAAAGGCGAGUUGGAGCGUGCUAUUUCCUCAACUUACAUGAACCAAAACCAGGGGACGUGCACGUCAAUUAAAGUCAGCUCUCUCUCCCAUAAACCCGCACAAGUUCUCGCCAAUAUCCAAUCCGCAAUUCCUGCUGUCGUCAAACACAUUAAGGGCGGUUGGGAUAACGUCCAAAGUUUCAAUAUCAAAACCAACUCAAGUGUCAGUCUCCCAAUAUGGUCAUGUCGUCUCGAUGGGGAAGAGGGAGGCCGUUGGGACGGCUUCGCAGCCGAGGACGAGCAAUCCGACGACGAGGACAAGGAGAAAGACAGUGGCGAAGAGGAAGAGAUGGAAGUGGACGACGACUCGACGAAGACGAAGAAGGGAGCAAAGAAGUCGGGACUGAAGAGGGCGACCAGUUCUGACGAGGAAGAGGAAGAGGAGAAGCCGAGAAAGAAGUCAAAAGGUGUCAAGGGCACU